AUGGCUACCAGCGGGCCUCCGUUUAGAGGAGAGAGUUCCUGCAGAAAAAGUCCCAGGAGGGUCUCUGACUGGUCCAGCUUAGGUCACGUGCCUACCCUGAACUGGGGCAUGGGGAACUCAGGCCAGGCCUUGCCCACAUCCACCUGUGGUCACAGGCGCUGUGGCAACGCCCCCCUCAGGACCUUACAGAAGCGGGUGGGGCAGUUCCCUGAGAGCAGUGCCCCCUGUGUGGACCCUCCUUUCCAGCCGCUGUGUCUCUGCACCUGCUGGCCCCUCUCCCUCUUUGGAAUGUGGGCAAAGAGACUGUCAGGUCACGACUGUUCUGCGAGGGCCCAGGUGCCUCAUGGAGAGGAAUGA
This is a messenger RNA of Rangifer tarandus platyrhynchus (Svalbard reindeer), 357 nucleotides long. The record is from the annotation of a GenBank genome assembly. NCBI's taxonomy places the organism in Eukaryota, Metazoa, Chordata, Mammalia, Artiodactyla, Cervidae.